Molecule: messenger RNA, 2907 nt
Organism: Asterias rubens (European starfish)
Lineage: Eukaryota; Metazoa; Echinodermata; Asteroidea; Forcipulatida; Asteriidae
Product: neuronal acetylcholine receptor subunit alpha-6-like
Exons: 6
Coding region: 419-1570 (383 amino acids)
Biological process (GO): nervous system process; chemical synaptic transmission; signal transduction
Cellular component (GO): synapse; neuron projection; membrane
Molecular function (GO): neurotransmitter receptor activity; extracellular ligand-gated monoatomic ion channel activity; transmembrane signaling receptor activity
Source: RefSeq, a predicted model, not a curated record
UGCAGUGUUGAGAUACACCAAGUGAGUAGAUUGUUCUAUGACAAUUACCAAAGGUGGCCAUGUCUUUAACGCAAACAUGGUUUUAUCCUUAAGUGCGCGGAAUAAUAUUCUCCCCAAGGAAGUGGACGAGACACAGACCGCCCAUUGAACCAUGAUGCCGCUUGAGCGUGCAGUUUUGCUCUGAUCGAAAAGGGUAGCGGACUGGAAUACGAGAUUUUCAGCCAUGCGGACGAUCGAUUCAACUUGGUAUCACACAGCGAGACCUUGGAAUUCUUGUGUUGGUCGUCCUUGCAUGCAGAAUUAAUACACCUUUCUCUGCUGUGUGGACGUUGUAUAGCGAAAGCACACUAUAACCAUACAGCAAGUUGCUCUAUGCUAUGACCUAUUGCAAACUGGAUUUUUUGUCAAGAGAUUAAAAAUGGCACCGCAGUUGCAAGAUAUCUUCGUUGCCAAAGUGUUGUUGGUGUUGAUGAUGUGCCUGAGUUUCCAUGGAAGAGUGGUGGUUUCAGGUGGAGCACCGUCGCACUCAGACAAAUCACGUCUUUUGGUGGAAUUGUUAAGAAGCUACGACAAGCGGAUGUAUCCAGAAUCACCCGUUAACGUAACAUACAGCAUGUCCCUCCAGCGACUAGAGAGACUGGACGAGACGACAAACCUUCUUUACAUAAGUGCACUAGAGGUGACUGAGUGGUCUGAUAGCCGUCUAGUCUGGGACCCCGCCUCCUUCAACGGAGUUCCACAUAUCCCACUGAGCCCUGACCAUGUAUGGACGCCCAACGUCAAGCCCGAUUUAAAAAUAUUGGAUGAUGAAACCGUCCAGAUUGGCACAAUGAGCGAUGGCAAAGUUCACCAAACCAAGCUGCUACGCCUGGCACUGUCGUGUACACCCGAUUUGGCCAAUUAUCCCUACGAUUCACCGUCGUGUAAGUUCAAAGUUGAAGACUUAGGCUACAGUACGGAGGAUAUCAACUUGUACAUUUCGGAAAUCAGAUCGGGUGCCGAUUUGAACGCCUAUGAGAUGAACGCGCUCUGGCGGACAAAUUCGUUCAAUGCCGUUAGGAAAGAGAUUAAAUAUGCUUGCUGUGAAGAGGUGUACGAGACUAUCAACUACAGCAUCAACCUCUCGCGCAAACCAAAUGGGUUUGCUGUGCGAGUGCUGGCACCAGCAGUCCUGACGUCACUAUUGGUCUUGUUCUGUUUUCUGAUACCGCCCUCUUGUGGAGAGAGAUCGGUAGUCUGCUCAGUACUGCUCGUCGCUACCAUUAUUCAGAUGGUUUCUUUCAACCUAUCUGUGCCCAUGGUGGGCGGAGGCACCCCUUUCUUGGGUGUGUUCUUCUGCUUCAGCGUCUUCAUGGCAUUCUUUGCAACUGUCGUGAGUGUGGCUUCUCUUAAUCUAGCCCGUGGGUUUGGUGUCGACGCUAAAGACGGCGGGGUGCGGACUGUCGACUCAUCGAAGACGACCAUGCUGAAAAUCGCAAGGUUUAUCGACGUGAUGUGUUUCGUUGUCUUCAUCUUGGUAUUUGCCAUCGCAGGAGGCACCAUUCUUAAUAACCACCCAACCCCCAAGUAGACAACACAACACUCUAAAGAGUUGAAUCCAACACUUGCACGAGUUCGGUGAGCGACUACACUUUGAAUGUGUUGAAACCAGCAUUGUAUACGUUAAAUCCAGCAUUUGAAAGUAUUCAGUCAACAAUUUAAGUUACAGUUUCUACGUUUAAAAAGCUGAUCCAACAAUCCCAAGGAAUAUUUUUGAGAAAUGUUGAAAUAACACUUUAACUGUUGAAUUAACCCUUUUUACGUUGGAUCACAAACUUAAAAUGCUAGAUUUAACGAACAAAACGCUGGAUUCAACACAUUCAAAAGUGUAGUCACUUACCGAACUCAUGCUAGUGUUGGAUGCAACUCUUUAGUUUUUAGAGUGAAGACAGUCGACACCACGAAACAAAAAGAGAGAGGACCACGCAGCAUGAGCUUAAGGGACCACAUCACAUCAGACAAUACAUUUUAGAGGCAGCAUUCUCAAGGAUUAUUUCUGAAGAACAGUUCUGAAGCUACCAUUCCCUCUUCUUCUUCAAAUCGCGUGAAGCAGGUUGAUUGUAAACUGCACAAUUAAAUUUGUUUGAACGAAAUUUACUUUGCCACAAUUACUGAUGCUUACCCUAUUGUAUUACGUGAGAUCAAUCACGUUCCCAACUACAUUAUUCUCUCCUGAAGACGAGCAGAGUAUCAUGUUCGAAACCACAUCGUCUCUUUUCAGAGCCAACACUCCCUCAAAAGAGAUUUUACAAAUGGUUGUACCCGCAAGUUUACUAUAAGUAUUUAUAGUUACUUCUUACAUUAUUCGGGCUCGUUCAGGGAUGGUCUCUAAAAGUUCGUUUGCACCUCAAUGUAUGUGUUGUUUAUUUAGUUGUCCAACCUCUACGACGUAAACUGGCUCCCUUCAAUUCGAUGUCCAGUCAUUAUAUAAUGUAGACAUGUCGUGGAACUGGAAGUGCCCCCCUCUCUCGCUCCAAAUUAAAAUCGUCCCGGUCAGAGUAGGUCAGAUAGCUCCAUGGUCAGUUCAGGUAGAGGUAGAAUUUUAAGUCGCGCGUUCGAAUUUGUACUUGCUGAUUUGCCCUUAAAACAGUGUAGCCGUUUCGUUUUGGAAACGGUAAACCUGCAACUGUUUUAAGUUUCUUUAAGAAAACCAGUGUCCACAAUUGGACUUUGCCUUUGGGUUUUUGUAAACUGAAUAACACUUGCUUGAAACUACACCCUCACCAGGCGGCGAAUAAAGUAAUAGGAAAUAGUUGUCUAAUGUUAAAAUUUCGCAAAAACAAUAAUCCCGCUUUUUACAAAAUAACAACAUUAUUGCAGUUUUACUGACCCUUGCUCUAUGGUUUGUCAAAACACCAAGAAGGCUUU